Messenger RNA from Pipistrellus kuhlii (Kuhl's pipistrelle), 2007 nucleotides. RefSeq names its product intraflagellar transport 46 (gene IFT46). Gene Ontology annotation, biological process: cilium assembly; intraciliary transport. Bases 330 to 1235 code for a protein of 301 amino acids. Gene Ontology annotation, cellular component: centrosome; intraciliary transport particle B; motile cilium. The transcript is spliced from 12 exons. NCBI's taxonomy places the organism in Eukaryota, Metazoa, Chordata, Mammalia, Chiroptera, Vespertilionidae. The record is from RefSeq and is a predicted model, not a curated record.
GAGAGAAGGUCUCGCGAGAGUGGAAGCAAGUCCCGCGAGUUUUAAGAGUUGCUUGUUUUUGCCUAGCGACCGGCCGCGGACCACAGGCGGGUCUCUCGGAGUGGAGCCCCUGGAGCGGCCUGGUGAGGGUUGGAGAGACCCCAGCCGCAGGCCGGGGUUCCUUCCAGACAGAGGAGACGGAUUCAGCGGGGCUCCAGACCAAGAUUGUUGAAAACCAGACAUAUGAUGAGCGUCUAGAGAUUAACGACUCUGAAGAGGUUGCAAGUAUUUAUACUCCAACCCCAAGAUACAGAGGACCUCCUCGUUCUGCCCGUCUUCCAAACAAGACGAUGGCCGACAACAGCAGCGACGAGUACGAAGAGGAGAACAACAAGGAGAAGAAGAAGACCUUGCAGCUGACGCCUCAGCAAGGCUUUAGUGAAAACGACGACGAUGAUGAUGACUCAUCAGAAACGGAUUCAGAUGAAGAUGAUGACGAUGAAGAGCACGGAGCCCCCCUAGAAGGGGCCUACGAUCCUGCAGACUACGAGCAUCUGCCAGUUUCUGCCGAGGUGAAAGAACUCUUCCAGUAUAUAAGUAGGUAUACACCUCAGCUGAUUGACCUGGAUCACAAACUGAAACCUUUCAUUCCUGAUUUUAUCCCAGCUGUUGGGGAUAUUGAUGCAUUCUUAAAGGUCCCACGUCCUGAUGGGAAGCCUGACAACCUUGGCCUGUUGGUAUUAGAUGAGCCGUCUACAAAGCAGUCAGACCCUACAGUGCUCUCCCUCUGGUUAACGGAGAAUUCCAAACAGCACAACAUCACACAACACGUGAAAGUAAAGAGCCUGGACGAUGCAGAGAAGAAUCCCAAAGCCAUUGACACAUGGAUUGGGAGCAUCUCUGAGUUACAUCGCUCUAAGCCCCCUGCCACUGUCCACUAUACCAGACCCAUGCCUGAUAUUGACACGCUGAUGCAGGAAUGGUCCCCAGAGUUUGAGGAGCUUUUGGGCAAGGUGAGCCUGCCCACGGCAGAGAUCGACUGCAGCCUGGCAGCGUACAUCGACAUGAUCUGCGCCAUCCUAGACAUUCCUAUCUACAAGAGUCGGAUCCAGUCUCUCCACCUGCUCUUUUCCCUCUACUCGGAAUUCAAGAACUCGCAGCAUUUUAAAGCUCUAGCUGAAGGCAAGAAAGCGUUCACCCCUCCAUCCAAGUCCACCUCCCAGGCCGGAGACGCAGAGACAAUAACCUUCAGCUGAGGCACCGCCCCACUUGGUCUCAAGGCUGAGCCGCUCCUCCAGCCCAGCGGAGGGCGCUGUUGUCAGCCCCCUGUCUCCUGGCCUGUGCCACCUGGGCUGGGGCCUGCGCCCUGCCACCCUCCCUGGCAGAAAGCCCUGCACACACUCGCUUCCUUCCUGUGGGAUGCUUGUACCUCUACCACCAGCGGGGUUUGAUUAGACAGACGGCCAUUUCUGGGACCCUGAGAUGCUCAGGUUAGAAGAAAAGUUUAAAAGAUGUUCUUACAGCAAUCAAAUCAUUCUCUUUCAUUCUUAAGUGAGUUGGCAAAGAUUUUGCAAAUAAAAUGCUCUUAUCUUUCAGGUUAUCCUGCUGUUCUAUCUAUAAGAUGAGAAAGAAAAGGCAGACUGAGCAUAAAGCAGAGGGAUAAAGAAUUUGGCUUCCUGACAGGCUUUCAGUGAAUAAUAGUUUAAGCAAAACAACUUUGUGGAAUAAAAGCAGACACCAGUCUUCCAAGCGUGGCAGUGAGGGGGGCCCCAUUUUCCUCCCAGAACUCAUUUUUCUGUGGGUCUCUCUCCAGGGACUGCGCUGCCCGGGCCCGCCUGCCUGUCGGGCUCCGGGCCUGCGGCUGUGCCGGAGCCCCGCUGAGCCGGAGCCCAGGGAGAGCGCUUGCCUGGAGUUAGGGUGGAGCUGUGGCAUAGUGCCUGGGUAGAUUUGGGAAAUAUUUGGGGGUUAUAUCCCCCAAGCUCCAGCCUGGAAGUCAGAAAACAUGCUAGUUACUUCCAACAAAGGGUG